Molecule: messenger RNA, 1788 nt
Organism: Lobosporangium transversale
Lineage: Eukaryota; Fungi; Mortierellomycota; Mortierellomycetes; Mortierellales; Mortierellaceae
Product: Phosphomethylpyrimidine kinase-domain-containing protein
Exons: 7
Coding region: 128-1786 (552 amino acids)
Biological process (GO): thiamine biosynthetic process
Cellular component (GO): cytosol
Molecular function (GO): phosphomethylpyrimidine kinase activity; hydroxymethylpyrimidine kinase activity; thiaminase activity
Source: RefSeq, a predicted model, not a curated record
GAAUAUUUCCUUGCUCUCCUUUCAUUUUUUGUCUUCAUUCAUUCGUUCAUUGUUGUUGAAUCUUUCUUCUCAUUUCGUUUCAUUCACGCCUCUGCUACUCAUUGCAGUUAUACCCACAAAAAUCACCAUGGCUACCACUGAACAUCACGAGCACCAGGUCACCAAACCUUUCAAGGUCAUGACCAUUGCUGGUAGCGAUAGCGGUGGCGGCGCUGGUAUUCAGGCUGAUCUCAAAACUUUCACAUCAUUGGAGGCAUUUGGUACUUCUGUCAUCACAUCCAUCACAUCCCAAAACACGCUCAAAGUCGAUGGUAUCCAUGCCAUACCCGCUGAUUUUGUGGCCCAACAGUUGGAAGCUGUCCUCUCUGACAUUGAAACCGAUGCCAUCAAGACAGGCAUGUUGUGUAAUGCCGAGAUCAUUGCAGCCAUUGCAAAGACGCUCCGCAAGUUCUAUCCAGAGACACGGCCGAUCCCUAACUUGGUCGUGGAUCCGGUCAUGAUUGCGUCUUCGGGUGCAGCUCUGUUAGACACAUCAGCAAUUGAGACUUUGAUCCAAGAGAUCUUACCUCUCUGUUCAAUUCUGACACCUAAUGUUCCAGAAGCAGAGUACAUCUUAUCGAAAGCAAAACUAGAAAACCCUUUAUUCAACCCUAAUCAAAAAAUCGACUCUUUAGAGCAGAUGCGAUUGGCAGCUCAGGAUCUUGGUCGUUUAGGAUCUUCGAUCGUAUUGUUGAAGGGCGGUCAUUUACCUUUUCUAAAGAGCUCGGGACGGGCGCUAGCACCGGAAUUGUUUAAUUCAGUGGAUGAUCUCUCAGUGGAGAUGGAAGAAUUGGAACUGAUAGAUCUGAUCUGGGAUUCCAGCGUGGGAGUUUUCAUGGAGUUGAAGAGGGAAUUUUUGAGGACGAGCAGCACGCAUGGCACUGGAUGCACAUUGAGCGCUGCCAUCGCAGCCCAACUGGCGAAGGGACUGCAACCAAUCGAUGCGAUCAUCAAAGGCAGUGAAUAUGUCCAGUCAGCUAUCCGUGAUGGGUUCUCAGUCGGACAAGGCAAAGGAUGCCUUAAUCAUUAUCAUCAUGUCGUGCCUCGCUCUAUUGAAAGACCGACGCGCUACAACCCUUGUCCGUUGACGUCCUACUUGCUCAAAGCAUGCGCUGAUGACUGGCACAAGUAUACACACCACCCUUUUGUACAAGGGAUAGCGGAUGGAACAUUACCCAGAGAAAGCUUUAUUCAUUACAUGAAGCAAGAUUAUUUGUUCCUGCAGACCUAUGCACGUGCACAUGGUCUCGGAGCAGCAAAGGCGAGGACUAUAGAGGAAUCAAAGGCUUUUGCAGACAUUAUCGUGUAUAUUGCUAAGGAGUCUGAGCUGCACAUUGAAUACUGCGCCAAAUGGGGGAUCUCAUAUGAAGAGAUGAUCAAAACGCCAGAGAGCAUGGGUAAUAUCGCCUACACGCGCUAUGUACUCGACAUUGGUAUGACGGGCGAUCUUUUGGAUCUAGGUUUGGCGAUUGCACCUUGCUUAAUUGGAUAUGGACAUAUUGGUCGUCGUCUUUAUAGUGAUCCUAACACUGUCACGGGCACAGACAAGAACCCUUACUGGGAUUGGAUCAAGACUUACGCGAGUGAUGAUUAUCAAGCUGCAGUCUCUCGUGGCAUCGCCAACUUGGAACGCCAGUGCAAUGUCCAGCAGCCAUCGACACAUCGUCUCAAACAUAUGGAAGAGAUUUUCAGGACUGCCACUAGGCUUGAGGUCUCCUUCUGGGAAAUGGCUCUUCACCGGUUGUGAAU